AUGAUACAGGUUAAUAAUUAUAUCAAUUUGCUCUAUUAUAUGGGCAUCCUUUUAUCAGUCCUUGGUGCUAUUGAGUUGUUUAAAUAUAGUACUCGAUUAAACUAUGAAUACUUUCAUUGCACUACUAUUAGUGAACCUGUUGCAGAAGCUACAUCUAUGAACAUGAUAUAUGCCGUGGGAAGUUCCUCUUGUGAUAAAAGGGGAGAGAUUAAAACUAUAUUGAGGAAAAUUACUCGUGAUUAUGACCCCAACUUACAGCCUGCUUCGUUUUGUUUAGUUGAGAACCGUGCUGUGGGAUCCAUUCACUAUCCAGAUAAAGGAAAGAAGGGACCAGCAGGUUACGUUGCAUAUGCAGCGUAUGAUGAUGAUGAGGAAUUGCUGUUAGAGCAAUGUGCUCAAGACGGUGCGACAGUAUUUCACUUAUAG
Eremothecium sinecaudum is the source of this 426-nucleotide messenger RNA. It is a transcript of the gene LIP1, whose product is annotated as sphingosine N-acyltransferase subunit LIP1. The record is from RefSeq and is a predicted model, not a curated record. The coding region runs from base 1 to 426 and encodes 141 amino acids. The transcript has a single exon. Lineage: Eukaryota; Fungi; Ascomycota; Saccharomycetes; Saccharomycetales; Saccharomycetaceae.